CCUUCAUCCUAGUUUCCACCUAUUUUCCCUUGUCAAUUUCUCUUCAUCUUAUCAUUUGAUUGAUAAUCUUCAGCCUCAUAAUAUUUUGUUCAUAAGAUGACCUAAAUAUAAAGAUCAAAGGUAACUUGGGUCACAAAGAAUAUCACAUUAUUUGGAUGAUCAAAGUUAACUCUAGCAUUCAAAACACCCCAUACACCAAGCAUCUCCAUCUUUAAUUUUUUUCUUAGAUCUAAAAGCAUGUACUUUUUCACUGCUUUUAUAUUAUUCCUUACUCUAUUGAAUAUAGUUGUUUAUUAUUCAAAGAAACAACAGGAGGAAGAUGAUGUUGAGAAGAAUGAUCCAUCGUCAUCACCCGAUAAACAGUGUAGACGUUUUAAACUUGCUGAAAUCAAACAAGCUACUAAUGAUUUUGAUGAUGCUCUUGUUGUUGGAAAGGGGGGCCAUGGUAAGGUAUACAAAGGUAAAUUUGACUUUUGGGAAGGAGUACAUGUUGCCAUCAAGAGAUCAAAUCUUGAAUCCAAUCAAGGGGCAGCCGAGUUCUGGGUAGAGAUUGAAAUGCUCUCCAAGUUUCGUCAUAGUCAUAUCGUCUCUUUAUUAGGAUAUUGUGAAAAAGAAAUGAUCCUUGUUUACGAAUACAUGCCCAAUGGAAGUCUUGAUGAUCGUUUGCACAAAAGAAGAAGUAAUUAUUCUCCAUUAACAUGGGUUCAAAGGCUCAAUAUUUGCACAGGUGCGGCACGUGGUUUAGACUAUCUCCAUACGGGUACAGGUGUCCACCGCAGAGUCGUACACCGUGAUGUCAAGAGUUCAAACAUCUUGCUGGAUGAGAAAUUGGUAGCUAAGAUUUCUGAUUUCGGGGUGUCCAGGAUUGGUCAAACAUAUCAGUCAGGUUCUACCGCAGAUGUUUAUACCAAUCAGAUCAGAGGCACUUUUGGGUACAUGGAUGCUGAGUAUUUCUCAACUCACAGACUGACACGAAAAUCUGAUGUGUAUGCGUUCGGUGUGGUGUUAUUGGAAGUGUUGAGUGGCAGACCUGCUUUGGAUUUUACAUUGGAUGAGCAGCAACACAGCCUAGCUGGAUGGGCCAAACAAUGCAUAAAAGAAGGUAGGAUGGGUCAGAUUUUUGAUCCAUGUUUGAAGGGGCAAGCCCCGUUUAGCUGCCUGAAGGAAUUUGGGCAACUUGCAUAUGAAUGCAUCCUUACUCGUUCUAAGGAUCGACCCACAAUGACUAAGGUUCUGGCUAGGCUCGAGUUUGUGUUAACAUGGACCCUGCAAAGUGCGCAGAUAGCUAGUGACCGAUUCGGAAGAUCCAUGUUUAUUGAGAAGGCUUGGUCAAUGUUUUUGACCAAAGGUUCAAUCCUCAGAAGUUCUGAUGCAAAAACACUGGGGCAAAGCAUCGGCAAAUAUAAGAAAGUCAUGAUGAUGAAAAAACAUGCCACAAAGGUGGUGGAAGUUGGCUGUCAUAGUCGGCAGAUGGUGCCACUGUCGCCUAGUGGGCAGACAAUGAUAUCAAGCCUGAAGAUGUUCAAGUUUUCCAAGCUACAGAGGGCCACAGAGAAUUUCAAACAGGACAGGUUCCUUGGAGAGGGUGCUUUCGGGAAGGUUUACAAAGGGUGGUUGGAUAGUGUAACAUUUGCCCCACGGAAAGCUGGUGAUGGGCUUGAAGUGGCCAUCAAGAAAUCAAAUCCCUACAGCACUCAAGGCUUCAACGAGUGGAAGGCAGAAGUGAACUUCUUGGAAAAAUUUAGCCACCCGAAUGUUGUUAAGCUGUUUGGAUAUUGCUGCGAAAAGAACUUUCUUCUCGUUUAUGAAUAUAUGCAAAAAGGAAGCUUAGAUAUGCAUCUCUUCACCGAAGGUGCAGAACCCCUUCCAUGGGACACACGGAUUAAAAUAGCAACGGGAGUAGCUCAAGGUCUUGCUUUCUUGCACACUACAGAUAAUAAUAUCAUUUGCAGGGAUGUGAAAUGCGCAAAUAUUUUGUUAGACGAGGCAAGUAUAAAACUAACAGAACUUACUUUAAAUAUUUGUAUAUGAUUAUGGAUGCACACAUGUUAAGAAUUUUGAUGUUCUUGAUUCAAUACCAUAAUUUUUAUUAAUUUUUAAAUGGGGAACUGGCCUCUAAUAAUCUCACCUAGACCUUAUUGGCCAUUA
Helianthus annuus (common sunflower) is the source of this 2148-nucleotide messenger RNA. RefSeq names its product probable receptor-like protein kinase At4g39110. The record is from RefSeq and is a predicted model, not a curated record. Gene Ontology annotation, cellular component: plasma membrane; plasmodesma. The transcript is spliced from 4 exons. The coding region runs from base 238 to 2031 and encodes 597 amino acids. Gene Ontology annotation, molecular function: ATP binding; transmembrane receptor protein tyrosine kinase activity. Lineage: Eukaryota; Viridiplantae; Streptophyta; Magnoliopsida; Asterales; Asteraceae. Gene Ontology annotation, biological process: protein autophosphorylation.